CUAAGGUGACAUCGACUCACAAACGGUGGAAUGGAAAAGAAAUGUGUUGCACUAGGAAAAAUAUUGACGACUUUGGAAUAGCAGAUCAUUCCGUAUGCAAAAGCAUCAGUGUCAAAUAUCCGCCGUCGAAUAUUUCAAUGGUCGUCAAAACUAUACAACAAAAAUACAACGAAAGCAUCUGUUACAUCAACAUUUCUUGUGAAACGAAUGAAUCAAAUCCACCUUGCGUCAUUGAAUGGUCAAGCAACAUUGAUGAUUUAAGACAUAUUGGUAUUAACAAUAGGACUUAUGGUAAACAUGGGGGUCACAGUUUUGUUUCCAAUGCGAUUUACAUAGUGACUCACGGCAUGGCUGGGGGAACCAUUACAUGUUCCACAAGAUGCGAUCAUUUCUCAUCCGAAUUAACUAAAAACUAUACUGUAUUCUUUUCGGGUAGUCAAUCCAAUGAAAAGGACAUUCAGACAUCGUUUUCAACAUUUCGAUUCCCAGUCAACAAUGUACUUAUUGGGGCAGCCGUUUUCUGUGGACUCUGCAUCUUGUUUGCAAUCGGAAGAUUUAUAAUUCUUAAAGGACGAAAGGACAACGCCGUCAACACAAUAGAAAUUGUUGAACAUCACAGCGACACGGCGUCGGACAAUGGCGUGCUUCACAUAGAAACGGAAGGAGUCCAAUACGCAGUCGUGCCGAGGCAGGCGUCUACACAAAGGAUUGAAACGCAGGUCAAUGCUAUAUAUUCCAACAACCACGUGAUGACAACGGCCUAGCGUACGCCGAGGUGGACAUCACGUUCCUACAGGAAGCUAACGCCCGGCAAGGAGAACAAAUACGCCGACGGAGUAUGCUGAAAUUGAGUUCUACUCCACACAGGAACCUGCUUUAGAAGAUCAUGUGUCCCACAAUGCAUCAUCGUUGAGCUAGAUCAAAGACCAGAAAUAAAACAAAAAACAAGCAAACUGCCCCAUUGUAUUGUUUCUUUACCGUAUUCCCCAUGACUGUGUUUGAUAUGUGAACGUUUUCUUUUGUAUUCUAUAUUGAAAUAAAUAGGGUUUAUAGUUUUAAACCCAUCACAAUAAAAUCAAAACCACUAAUAGGAAUUUAUAAAUGUAUUAUUUCCUGAAUGUUAUUAUUGACUGAUGAAAUGCUUUUACUUUCUCAUAUAUUUGUAGUAUUAAGUCAUUUCAAUUGUCUACACCUUAGACGCUUUUGCUGUACUUGUUGUUUGUUUGUUUUUAUUUUUUUUACUAAACACAGUGUGCUUCAGUUUCCCGGUUUGUCUCUAUAAAUGUAAACUAUGUACGUGAAGUAAGCGGCAGGCCUUGCGGAAUAAAAUUUUGAAGUACUACAGCAGUAGCAUUUGUCUUAUUUAUUAAGGAGAUUUUAACAUAUUUAUCUGGAUAAACAGGUAGUUCGAUAGGCCAAACUGAACGCCAUACAUGAAGAAAUGUAAUGAUCUAAUAGACGUGUAAAUGGUUUUAACAGGCAUUCAGAAACAUGCAUUUUGAGUGCGAUAUUCUCAAAGCACAUAUACACGCAUGAUAUCAUGUUUAUGACGGGAAAGA
This is a messenger RNA of Mya arenaria, 1559 nucleotides long. RefSeq lists its product as uncharacterized. The record is from RefSeq and is a predicted model, not a curated record. Lineage: Eukaryota; Metazoa; Mollusca; Bivalvia; Myida; Myidae. The transcript has 7 exons. Bases 42 to 764 code for a protein of 240 amino acids.